CCCAGUCGCUGCCUCUCGGUCCAGCGACGAUAAGCCGCCCUCCCGUUGUUCCUAUUUCCCGAGUCGACUCACCCCGGCCCCUCCCUCACUCACUCCCCCAAAAUUACAAGCUUAUUAAAAUAAUUUUAUUUUGUCCGAUUCAUUAUUUUUUUGAUUAAACAUUGCCUGUCUUCCGUUAAUCUUUUCCGCAGUGGUCUGUUUUUUAUUAAGAAAAAUUUAUUUGUUCUCUUUAUAUUCGUUUUCCGUUGAAUUUUAGUAUCUUUCUUUUUUAUGGUCUCCGCGUUACGUGACUCACUGAGUUCCGACUUCGAGUCCGGUCCGGCCCGAGCCGACCGAUGAGUCUUAUCUCCCCCUUGCCCCACCGACCCCAGGGCCAGAUCCGCCUCCCAUGUCCUCCUCCUCCGCCGCUCGCGCCCUCCGCCUUCCGCCACCGUGCCCCCACCUCGAGGCCUAUCGCGCUGGCGGCGGCGGGACCUCCCUCCGCUCCCUCCACCGCUGCCUCCGCCCCCGCCCUCCCGGUCGCGCUGAGGUCCGCCGCGACCCUGGCGAGGUCCCCCGCUGCGCCUCCUGCCCCCACGCCGCCGCCCACCGUGGCCCACGCCUUUACGCCUGCCUCGCCUGCGCCGCCGUCUCUUGCGACGCCCACGCCCGCGACCACGCCGCCCUCCUCCCCGGCCACGAGAUCGCCCUCGACGUCGACCGCGCCGAGCUCUUCUGCGCCGCCUGCCGCGAUCAGGUCUACGACCCCGAUUUCGACGCCGCCGUCGUGAUCGCCCUCACCUCCUUAUCGUCCUCCCGGCUUCCACCACCGCCGCCGGCGGCGGAAAAGUGGGCAAAGCGGAGGAGGGUGGAGUACCGACCGUGGGCGCCGGAUCUGAAGGAGCGGGCGGUGAUCGGGCGGAGAUCGAGCCCUUUGCUCGUACAAGAAGGCAAUGGCUCCUCAGCCUCCUCCACCACCACCACCGCCAACUCCACUACCACCACCACCUCCUCGCCCUCCUCCUCCGCCUCCUCACCCUCCUCACUGCCGAGGGGACUGAAGGGAAUCAAUAAUCUCGGCAACACUUGCUUCAUGAACUCGGUGCUCCAGGCGCUGCUCCAUACGCCGCUGCUGAGGAACUACUUCUUGAGCGAUCGGCACAGCGGCUACGUUUGCCAACAGAAGAGCACGAAGAAGGGUGGGAUUAAAGAGAAAAGCAAUGUGGUUGAGCGGAGGAAUCUGGCCCGAGAAUCGCAUGUGUGCCUAGCGUGUGAUCUUGAUGCAAUGUACUCAGCCGUUUUCUCUGGUGAUAGGAAGUCUUUCAGCCCCGCCAAUUUUCUUUAUAGUUGGUGGCAACAUGCAUCAAAUCUUGCUAGUUAUGAACAGCAGGAUGCACAUGAAUUUUUCAUUUCGAUUCUUGAUGGGAUCCAUGAAAAGGAGCAAGAUCAAUGCAAACAUCAGAGCCAUGUAGGCAAUGGGGACUGUUGCAUUGCUCAUAAAGUGUUCUCUGGUAUCUUGAGAUCUGAUGUCACUUGUACUGUCUGUGGGUUCACAUCUACCACUUAUGACCCUUGUGUGGACAUCUCCCUGGACUUGGAUUCUAGCCGGGAUCCUGUUAAGAUGGCUACUUCUAAACUUCAAAUGUGCGAGAGUGACACAGGAUUGACAAGCCAAAGCUAUGGAAUUUCUACCCUCUUGGGAUGUUUGGAGCACUUUACAAGGCCAGAAAAAUUAGGAGCUGAUCAGAAAUUCUUCUGUGAAAACUGUCAAGCGAGGCAAGAAUCCUUGAAACAGAUGUCCAUUAGAAAGAUUCCAUUGGUCACUUGCUUUCACAUUAAGAGAUUUGAACACUCUUUAAUUAGAAAUAUGUCAAGAAAGGUUGACCGCUAUUUGCACUUCCCGUUUUCUCUUGACAUGGGCCCAUACCUUUCAUCUUCCAUCUUGAGGACUAGAUAUGGCAACCGCAUAUUUGCUUUUGAUGGGGAUGAUUCAUAUGCAUCUACCGAGCUGGCUUCAGAGUUUGAAUUAUUUGCAGUGCUAACGCACAGUGGUAAAUUAGAAGGCGGCCACUACGUAACUUAUCUGCGGCUCAAUAAUCAGUGGUAUAAAUGUGAUGAUGCAUGGGUCACUCAUGUCAGUGAAAGUAUUGUGAGAGCUUCACAGGCAUAUAUGCUGUUUUAUGUACAAAAAAUCCUCUACUACAGGGCAAGCCAGAAUGUGGUUGCCUCUUGAAUCAUCUUUUUGGAACGGUGGUCAUAAAAAUACUCCUGCUGGAAUGAGAGAGUGCCAAGGAUUUGAAUCUUGAAGUCCUAGUUUGCCUAUGGAGAUACUUGACCAGUUUAUACAAGUGAAAUAGACACAUUUAGUUAUUUGUUUAAUCUGACUUCUUUUUUUAACCAAUGAGUCGUCAAUCAUUAGUACAGCGAGACAAAUGUGAUAGAUCUUAUAUUUUUGGAGUAUAUUCUAACUGCCUUUCAAGAUUAAAGGAAGCCUAAAUUUUUGAGGUGUUCCUUCCAA
Molecule: messenger RNA, 2497 nt
Organism: Elaeis guineensis (African oil palm)
Lineage: Eukaryota; Viridiplantae; Streptophyta; Magnoliopsida; Arecales; Arecaceae
Product: ubiquitin C-terminal hydrolase 22
Biological process (GO): protein deubiquitination
Molecular function (GO): zinc ion binding; cysteine-type deubiquitinase activity
Source: RefSeq, a predicted model, not a curated record